AUGUUGAGGUUUAGUAGAAAUCUCAUGAAGUUAGUUAUUUUGCUGGUUUUAGUAAUCUAUUGUAGUUUGGAGAAAGCAACAUGCAAUGCUAGGUCACAAGAAUCAAGUUUUGAGAAUUUUUAUGUCUUUAAUGUCUUAGAUUAUGGUGCUAAAGGUGAUGGAAUCACAUAUGACACCAAAGCAUUUGAAGCAACAUGGAUAGAAGCUUGCAAAGUUGAAGGUUCAGUUAUGAUGGUUCCAUCAGACUAUGAUUUCCUAGUUGGUCCUAUCACUUUUUCAGGGUCACAUUGUGAAAAAAACAUUGUUUUCCAGGCACUGAAGUUCCAUGGAAGUUCCAAUGUAGUUGUAACAGGCAUAACAAUCCAAAACAGCCCCAAAGCACAUCUCAAGUUUGAUAAUUGUGUGGCUGUUCAAGUUUAUGGGAUCACAGUUUCAUCCCCUGGAGAUAGCCCAAAUACUGAUGGAAUUCACCUUCACAACUCACAAAAUGUUGUCAUUAACAGCAGUGAUAUUGCUUGUGGAGAUGACUGUAUAUCUAUACAAACAGGAAGUUCAGCUGUGUUCAUUCAUGAUGUGAAUUGUGGACCUGGACAUGGAUUCAGCAUAGGAGGGCUAGGAAAAGACAACACGAAAGCCUGUGUUUCUAAUAUAACAGUUCAGGAUUCAACACUACAAAACACUAUGACUGGUGUAAGAAUCAAAACAUGGCAGGGAGGCUCAGGCUCAGUUCAUGGAAUCACGUUCUCAAAUAUCCAUGUCUCAGAUGUGAAAAUACCAAUAAUGAUAGAUCAAUUCUAUUGUGACAAAAGAAAAUGUGGUAACCACACAUCAGCAGUAGCAAUAUCAGGAGUUUCAUAUCAAUCCAUAGAAGGAACUUAUUCAUAUAAACCAGUUCAUUUUGCGUGUAGUGACUCUGUGCCAUGCACAGGUGUUUCCCUUGCAGACAUAAAGCUUAAACCUUCAUUAGAAAAGAAGCAUUUUUAUGGACCGUAUUGUUGGGAAACAUAUGGAGAAUUGAGAACAAACACAACCCCUCCUAUUGAUUGCAUUCAACCCGAUAAAAGGAUCCCUAGUUACGAUCCUUGUUGAUUAAAUCAAAAUUAAGGAUUGUACUCUCAUUCAGUUGUAUGAAUUGUCCUAUAUUCGAUGUAUCUUUCAGAUUAGUUUUCUGUCUAUGUAUAGUUCUGCAAGACCUUCAUAUCUACCUCCUCGAGGUAGUGGUAAG
Molecule: messenger RNA, 1225 nt
Organism: Solanum pennellii
Lineage: Eukaryota; Viridiplantae; Streptophyta; Magnoliopsida; Solanales; Solanaceae
Product: polygalacturonase At1g48100-like
Exons: 5
Coding region: 1-1089 (362 amino acids)
Biological process (GO): carbohydrate metabolic process
Molecular function (GO): polygalacturonase activity
Source: RefSeq, a predicted model, not a curated record